GUUUGGUUGCACGUAUUGGUGUUAUAGAAGAGAAACACGUGAGGGAAAACUUUGCAAGUAUCUGUAGUGUUUUUAUCUACUGUAUUCUGUAUUGGUGUAAAGACUUUUUACAUCUUAACAAAAGUACCAAACUUUGUAUUUGCAGUUCAGUAAUUGGGUAAAGUGAAUAUAGUAAUGUUUGUCACGUUCAGUCAGAGAUCAUCUCCACCCGGGCCAGACAUCCCCAUGAAAAAAAUAACACCCACCUCACCUCAUUCACCACUGAAAAGAGCUUUCACACCUGCAUCUCUGUUUGAUCUGAUUCCACUCCAGCUCCAGAAUCCAAACUAAAGACACAACCGAUCUGAAUGAGUGAUGAAAGAACAGAAAAGAGGUCAAGUCUGAAAGUUGAACACUGACUAAUUUUCAUGCAGUGGGAAGCAGUGCUGAGUUGUGCCAAAGAUAAGUUGAAAAGCGUGUGAAUCCGUCUGCGCGCAGGCGGGGGAGUGACGUCACGCGCAGACAAAGGUCCUGUCCCGUGCGGGUGUGUGGCACUCGGUCAGGCGGAGACGGAGAGAGGGAGAGACGCGCCAGCGCAGAGAGGCACGGAGACGCAGCGGAGCGCAUCCGGACUUUGACAGAUUAUCAAGCAGGGGAAAAAUAUCCAUAAACUCAUUUCAAACUAAAACUGGAGGUGAUUUCCAUUUUACUGGUGGGACAUAAAAUGAAAGGACUACCUGGCUUCAUGUUGGAGUCUUGACUUGAGGAUUGCGCAUGCAGAGUCUGCUGGAGAAACGGAAAGCUUCCCUGUUAUCGAACUUGAGUCGGACUUUCAGGGAUCAGUACAAGAGGGACUGGGAAACAAGAUUUGUAAGCACUACUCCCACCAUGGAUGAAGACCAGUGUUACUACAACGAGACCAUUGCCUUCUUCUACAACCGCAGUGGCAAGCACCUGGCUACGGGCUGGAAUACCGUCAGCCGGCUGGUGAUGGGCCUGGGCAUCACCGUGUGCAUCUUCAUCAUGCUCGCCAACCUUCUGGUGAUGGUCGCCAUCUACGUCAACAGAAGAUUCCACUUCCCUAUUUACUAUCUGAUGGCCAACUUGGCAGCUGCGGACUUCUUUGCCGGACUGGCGUACUUCUACUUGAUGUUCAACACCGGACCGAACACGAGGCGCCUCACCGUUUCCACGUGGCUACUGCGCCAGGGCUUAAUCGACACCAGCCUGACAGCGUCUGUGGCCAAUCUGCUUGCCAUUGCCAUAGAGCGACACAUCACAGUGUUCCGCAUGCAGCUCCACACACGGAUGAGCAACCGGCGCGUGGUGGUGGUGAUCGUCAUCAUUUGGACCAUGUCCAUAGUGAUGGGAGCCAUCCCCAGUGUGGGGUGGAACUGCAUCUGCAGCCUCAAGUCUUGUUCCAACAUGGCGCCACUCUAUAGCAAUUCCUACCUGGUCUUCUGGGCUGUGUUUAACCUGGUAACUUUCGUUGUCAUGGUGACACUCUACGCACACAUUUUCGUCUACGUGAGGCAGAGGACCAUGAGGAUGUCACGACACAGCUCUGGACAGCGGCGCAACCGAGAUACGAUGAUGUCUCUGCUGAAGACGGUGGCCAUAGUCUUAGGCGCGUUCAUCAUUUGCUGGACCCCCGGUUUGGUCAUCCUGCUCCUUGACGUCUUCUGCUCCAGCUGCAAUGUCCUCACCUACGAAAAGUUCUUCCUGCUUCUCGCGGAGUUCAACUCGGCCAUGAAUCCCAUCAUCUAUUCCUACCGGGACAAAGAGAUGAGCGCCACCUUCAGGCAGAUCCUGUGCUGCCAGCGGCAGGAGAACGUCAACGGGACGGUGGCAGAGGGGUCUGAUCGGUCCGCCUCCUCCAUCAACCACACGGUGCUGGGCGGAGGAGUGAACCACCAUCAUCACCAACACGACCACUCUGUAGUGUAAAU
This is a messenger RNA of Oryzias melastigma (Indian medaka), 1928 nucleotides long. It is a transcript of the gene lpar1, whose product is annotated as lysophosphatidic acid receptor 1. Gene Ontology annotation, biological process: phospholipase C-activating G protein-coupled receptor signaling pathway; neurogenesis. NCBI's taxonomy places the organism in Eukaryota, Metazoa, Chordata, Actinopteri, Beloniformes, Adrianichthyidae. Gene Ontology annotation, cellular component: membrane. The record is from RefSeq and is a predicted model, not a curated record. Gene Ontology annotation, molecular function: lysophosphatidic acid receptor activity. Bases 754 to 1926 code for a protein of 390 amino acids. The transcript has 5 exons.